Messenger RNA from Adineta steineri, 444 nucleotides. NCBI's taxonomy places the organism in Eukaryota, Metazoa, Rotifera, Eurotatoria, Adinetida, Adinetidae. The record is from the annotation of a GenBank genome assembly.
AUGCUAAAAUGUUAUAUUGAUUUAUUAUGUCGUUUAUGCUAUACAGUUCAAACAAUUGAUGGACAUUGUUGUACAGUGGCUGAAGGUGUACUUGAUCCAUCAUUAGUUGAAUUAUUUUCAUCAAUUAUUGAAGAAACAACAGUUAUGAAUUCUGUUCGUACACAAGCACAACAAGCAAGCUUAACAGAUACAAAAGCUGUUGCUUGGGAAUUUUUUCUUCUCAUUAUUAUUUUAAUUGUUUAUCCAAUCGGUAAACAACCAUUUCAGGAUUGUAAGAAAUUACCACAUAUUAAUAAUCAUAUAUUUACGAAAUUUGUUGAAAGAUUUGUAAAACAAAUCAAUGAAAAAUCAUCAAAUGUUCAUGAAAAUCAUUGUGAUGUUCAACGUCUUCUCGAACAAAUUCAAUAUCAACAUAAAACAUCAAUUAAAUUAGAAAAAGAAUGA